GCCGAGGACAGCUGUACAUUUGAUUUAAGCGUAGCUUCAACUCCAUAACAGUCUCUCUCUCUCCUCUUUCUCAUACGCUGGAGAAAACAAAAGGAAAGCGAAGUAAAACAGAAAGAGACCAUCUCUGACUCACUCCGGAAGAUCCAAAGCUUCAAAGCAAAACCCAGAUUUUCCUUCCUUUUCUCGAUUUCUUAUCAGAAGGAGAGUCUGUUCAGAUUUCGUAUGCUACAACAAUUUACACUGUUUAUGGAGAUCGUUGUGAAUUCAGAUUAGCAGAAGCUUUUACGGAAUCGAACUUAAUCGACUGAGAAUUGCGACUUUUUCUUAGAUGUUAUCUCGCUUCUCUCGGGUAGUGUGUGACUGAUUUUUGCUUCACUUGGUGAUGCUCGAACUCGCGUUCUUGUGUGUCCUUUUGGUAUCCACGCCAUGCCUUAGCUUAUCACAGUAUCUAGGCGUGAGAUUAAUUUCAGAUGAAGAUUCCAAGAAUUCUUCUAGUUCCUGGAGCUCCGUGACUUGUCAGGACCUGGAUGGUGUUGGAUCGCUCAACACCACUUGCACAUUGAACUCAAAUCUGCGUUUUGAUUCUGAUGUAUUCGUGUACGGAACUGGGAAUCUCAACAUACUUGCCCACGUCUUAGUAGAGUGCCCCAUCGAAGGAUGUAUGAUCACUUUCAAUGUCUCUGGAAACAUCCACGUGGGUCAGUCGGCGAGAAUCGUUGCCGGCUCUGUGGUUUUCGCUGCCAUCAACCUGACAAUGGAUAGCAACUCGUCCAUCUACACGACGGCAUUGGCUGGACCGCCGCCUUCUCAGACUAGUGGAACACCAGUCGGCACCGACGGUUCAGGCGGUGGCCACGGCGGGAGAGGCGCUUCGUGUGUGAAGAGCAAUGUAUCGACUUAUUGGGGUGGGGAUGUUUACUCCUGGUCGUCUUUGCAUGAGCCGUGGAGCUAUGGGAGCGAAGGAGGCGUUAAGUUAUCCACAAAGAAAAUCAGAGGCAAAGGUGGAGGCCGUGUCAAACUGGUGUUGAAGGACUCAAUACUGUUGAAUGGAUCUGUUUCCGCGGACGGUGGUGAUAGUGGAGCGGAAGGAGGUGGAGGAUCCGGAGGAAGUAUCUGUAUUCAUGCGGUAAAGCUGAAGGGUUAUGGUAAAAUAUCGGCAUCAGGUGGGAGUGGAUGGGGUGGAGGUGGUGGAGGAAGGAUCUCCCUUGACUGUUACAGCAUACAAGAAGAUGUCCAAGUUCUUGUGCAUGGUGGUGCAAGUAUCGGGUGCCCCAAAAAUUCUGGAGCAGCGGGAACGUACUUUAAUGCACAGUUAGUGAGUUUAAGGGUUGGAAAUGAUAACAUGACUACAGAGACAGAAACUCCUUUGCUCGAUUUUCCUACAAGGCCUCUGUGGUCAAACAUCUAUGUUGAUAAUCAUGCAAAAGUUUUGGUUCCGCUGCUGUGGACCAGAAUGCAGGUUUUUGGUGCAUUACGACUUGUUACGAAAAUGCUGCUCAUGUUGAAUUCUGUGAUUCAAAUCGAUGGUGAAGGAAACCCUGCAGUGCCUUCCUCUGUCCUUGAAGUUCGCAACCUUGCAGUUCUAACGGAAAAUUCCGUCAUUACUUCCAAUGCGAACUUGGGUGUAUAUGGUCAAGGAAUGUUGACGCUCACCGGUCCUGGGGAUGCAAUCAAAGGCCAGAGACUUUCGUUAUCUCAGUUUUACAACAUAACCGUUGGACCAGGUUCUAUCCUUCAAGCACCACUUGACGACAGUGAAAGCAAAAACGCGGUUACUCAUGGCCUUUGUGAGAGCAAGACAUGCCCAAUAGACUUGAUUAGUCCACCGGAUGAUUGCCAUGUCAAUUAUACACUAUCCUUUUCUCUUCAGAUAUGUCGAGUUGAGGACAUUCUUGUGAGUGGACUUGUAAAAGGAAGCAUAAUUCAAAUCCACAGGGCAAGAACGGUAGUAGUUACCGAUGAAGGCUUGAUCACUGCAUCUGAAUUUGGUUGCAGUGGUGGCCUGGGGAAAGGACUUUAUUCAAAUGGAGCUGGUAGUGGUGCUGGGCAUGGAGGGCGAGGGGGAUCAGGCGUUUUCAAUGGGAGAGUGUGCAAUGGAGGUCACACCUACGGCGAUCCGGAUUUUCCCUGUGAGUUAGGGAGCGGAGCUGAAAGUCCAGAUAAUUCAUAUGGAAACGUGAUUGGUGGAGGGAUGAUUGUGAUUGGCUCCAUCCACUUUCCUCUUUUGACACUUAAUCUGCGUGGAUCUCUAAGCUCUGAUGGCCAAAGCCUUAGAGAGCCAAUAGCGGAUAGUAAAUUAUCUUUGGUCGGUGGAGUUGGUGGAGCAUCUGGUGGGACGAUUCUUCUUUUCCUUCAGAGGCUUGAACUCUCAAAGAAUUCAUCUCUAUCAGUUCAAGGGGGUCGAGGUGGCCCUCUUGGGGGUGGUGGGGGUGGAGGUGGGAGACUUCACUUUCACUGGGACAUGUUACACACUGGUGACGAGUAUUUUCCUGUUGCAACCGUUAAGGGGUCCAUUACUAAUAGAGGAGGUGCAGGGGACAAUGGAGGCCGUCAUGGGGAAGAGGGAACGAUGACUGGAAAAAAGUGUCCAAAGGGACUCUAUGGUACAUUUUGCUUGGAAUGCCCCAUUGGCACUUACAAGAAUGUUGAAGGCUCUGACAGACGUCUUUGUACACCCUGCCCACCCGAGCAUCUUCCAAAUCGUGCAAAAUUUGUAUACGUGCGAGGAGGAGUUAGCGAACCUGUUUGUCCUUACAAAUGUGUAUCUGACAAGUACAGAAUGCCAAACUGCUAUACACCUCUGGAAGAGCUUGUUUAUGCAUUUGGAGGGCCAUUGCCCUUUGCUCUUCUUCUAUCUUGCGUGGUGGUAGUUUUGGGUCUGUUGCUAAGCACAUUAAGUAUCAAAUUGCUCAGACUAAGUUUCUAUGGUGCGAGUUCCAUCGAAAACCAGAGUGCUCAUUGUUUGCCCCAUCUUCUCUCACUCUCCGAGGUUCGAGGCGCAAAAUCUGAUGAUACCCAAACCCAUGCUUACCGUAUGUACUUCAUGGGUCCAAACACUUUCAGGGAACCAUGGCAUCUGCCUUACUCUCCUCCUGAUGCAAUCAUCGAGAUAGUGUACGAAGAUGCUUUUAACAGAUUUAUUGAUGAGAUCAACUCUACAGCGGCAUAUGAUUGGUGGGAAGGGUCUGUGCACAGCAUUCUAGCAGUUCUCGCAUAUCCUUGCGCCUGGUCUUGGAAACAAUGGCGUCGCAGGAGAAAAAUUCAUCGCCUUCAGGAAUAUGUAAAAUCUCAAUAUGACCACUCUUGCCUCCGCUCAUGCAGAUCUAGAGCUCUCUACAAAGGCAUGAAGGUUGGAGCCACUCCUGACCUGAUGGUUGCAUACGUAGACUUUUUUCUCGGUGGUGACGAGAAGCGUGUAGAUAUGGUCUCUAUAAUACAGAAAAGAUUCCCAAUGUGCAUACUGUUUGGUGGCGAUGGAAGUUAUAUGUCACCCUAUAGUCUUCAUAGUGACGCACUGUUAACAAAUCUUCUUGGCCAGCACAUCCCACCAAGUGUUUGGCACCGCUUUGUCGCCGGUUUAAAUGCACAGCUCAGGACCGUGAGGCAUGGAUCAAUUCGUUCAGCAUUACUUCCUGUCAUUAGGUGGAUAAACAGCCACGGAAAUCCUCAGCUCGAAUUCCACGGAGUAAGAAUCGAACUUGGGUGGUUUCAAGCUACAGCUUCUGGAUAUUACCAACUUGGUAUAUUGGUUUUUGUUGGCGAUUUUCCUCUGAACUCUGUAGACCGAUCAAUUUCAUUCAGCAGAAGUGACGACGAGUCCCCUCGGAACAGCUCUGCAUGUCCCAGCAAAUCGCUUAUCGAGUUGCAACAAAACUUGAUCCAACCAGGACAUGGAUUAUCUCGGAAGAGAAUCAAUGGUGGAAUCAAUGGAGGACUCAUCAAUGAGAUUUCAAUAGAAUCUCUAGAGUACAGGAGGGACUUACUAUUCCCGUUUUCUCUCUUACUGAACAAUACCCGACCCGUUGGUCGUCAGGAUACUCUUCUACGUCUGAUAUCCAUCCUUCUUCUUGCGGAUCUUUCAGUUACGCUUCUUGCAUUGCUACAGUUCUAUUGGCUUGCCCUUGCAGCUUUUCUCGCUAUUCUCCUGAUUCUCCCUCUUUCUCUGCUUUGCCCUUUCCCCGCCGGGCUUAACGCUUUGUUGAGUAAAGAAAUGAGAAGAGCUUCACUUACUCGUAUCUACGCUCUUUGGAACGCUACAUCUCUAACAAACGUCAUUGUGGCUUUUAUUAGCGGUAUCAUUCAAUCUGGGUUUUUCUCUGACCAACUUAAUGAUAGGACAAACAUCUGGAACGCCAUAAGAGACGAUGAUAAGUGGUGGGUGUUACCAACAAUCCUAUUGUUACUCAAGUCAAUACAAGCUCGGUUCCUUGAUUGGCACGUCGCGAAUCUCGAAGUACCAGACUUUUCUCUUCUCUGUCCCGAUCCAGAUACUUUCUGGGCAUAUGAAGCUGGAGCUUGACUGACCAUCCGAAGAUGAACAAAAAUUAUUUUAAAGAAACCAAGGAAAAAGGUAUAUCUUAUUUUUCAUGUAAAUCUGGUAAAAAAGUACAAGUUCUUCUCAGUGUUUAGGUGUUACCUGGUUAUAUAUUUGUGGAGUAAACUUAGGGUUUUGCCAGAUGAAAUGGUAGUUUUUAGAAAUCAGAGAGAGGAUGAGAGUUCUGUAAGUUUUGCAACGUUUAAAUUUUAGAACACAAUGGAGACCGAUUCUUAAACUUGUCCGAAUUUUCAUUAAGUUAAAUUUAUUUUAUUUGUUUGAUAUCUGGAAAGUUCAAAUCAAGCCUUGAAUGAUGUAAAUAAAAUCCAACAAUUUAUGCCCAUUUUUAACUAUUUGAAGUGGAACGAACUCAUAAUUUCAUAAUC
Thlaspi arvense is the source of this 4920-nucleotide messenger RNA. NCBI's taxonomy places the organism in Eukaryota, Viridiplantae, Streptophyta, Magnoliopsida, Brassicales, Brassicaceae. The record is from the annotation of a GenBank genome assembly.